CUACAUCUCCUCUUGGCAGUUUCAUAUGCCGAUCCGUAUCUGACACCUCCGUUCCUGUUGAUGAUCCCACGCUCUUCCCACCCAGUCCGUUGCACCCAUGGCUCGCCCAUUCAACCCCUAUGAGCCCGAGCUCAACAAGCUCUCGAAUACUAGCAGCCCGAUGUCGCCCUAUCCACGUGGCGACAGCGAAACCCCCCUUUCCUUCAAGACCAAUGUCAAUCGAUCAAAGACCAAGCGUUGGGUAGAAGCCAAGAAGUACUCCUACGAUGGCAACGACUGGGGCGACGAUGAAUACGGCGAGUAUGACGACGACGAGGACGAGAUUCCCCCGCUUCCGCAGUCGACGCAUAUGAACCAGAGCACCCCGGAUAUCUCAGGGGGUCUUUCCAGAGACCGCGACCGCACGCAGCAUUCGCUACCUUCGAUGGACCGAUCACGGUCGAUGGACCAAGUCGCAACGCUAGGUGUUGACGAGGCCGGCGACAGCAGCCGCAGUCGCUCGGCCGAUCGGACUGUCCCGAUUGUUCGCCCCGCCGAGAUCUAUAACCGCAUUCGAGGAAACACGGCUGGACGAGCACAGGCUCCGGAGUCUGGUCUGGCGACCGGCGAUUCAGCCGGUGUGGGUCCGUCGCAGACAGAUUCCGUGCCACAGGGCUCUCUGCCAGGAAUAGAUACUUAUGGCGAUCACCAGGCCCACCAGUCGUUGGAUCCAGGAACGCAAUCAGGCAAUGACACCCCUGUCGGUGGUCUACCAGAUGUCCAACACUCUAGCUUUGGUACGACAUUUAUGGGUGAUUCUGACCCCAGGGCCCCGACGGACGGUACGAGCCAACCCCAACAAGAACACCAGCUGCAUCACAACCCGUCUCUUGGGUUCCGGUCUGUCGUGCAUCAGGCAUUCGAUGUCCCAGAGACACCGACCACCACUAUUGAGAGUGUUGGGAGGUCAAACAGUGAUAGCACGUCGGUGAUCAGCCCGAUUAUCGGUCAGCGUACUAUGAGUGACAAUAGGACGCCAACCAUCAACGAAGAGCCCGAAAAUACAACACCACCCAGGGGGUUCAAACCUGGCCACCGCCGAGACUUGAGCAUCCCCAGUCCUGGCAACAGCCCAUCCAGGAAGCCCGCGAUCACCAACAACGACGCAACUCCACCAUCCGCCCUGGCCGAAAUGUCCCACAACAUCCACGAGGCGCUUCGGUCCCCUUCGCCAACCUCGCCAGAGCAGACUCGGGACGAGCAAGGAAUGCCGGCGCCGCUCAAGCUCAGCAACAGCUCGACCCCGGUUCCCAGUGAGGCCGCUGCUAUCCCGGUCAUCGUGCCGUCCAUGAGCACCGACAAUUCGCCGCAAGAUACGGAGAAUGACCGGCUCCGGAAGGAGAUUAUCCGCUCACUGAGUCGCGAGAACACCCCGUCUGAUGAACCGGAGCCGCACGAGAGUUCUCGACCGCAGACAAGCCGACAAGAGAGUCUCAUUCCCAGCGAGUACGAACGGUACUGGAACGAAAAUCCGAAUACUAGUCCCGAGGAGCAAAAAACCGCCCCUCCGCCUGUUGCUGCCGCAAACCCCUCGCAAGACUACUUUAGCCCUCAGCAGCCGUCUGCAGCCACACCGGGUGCGCGGGAGCCGGGGCCGGAUGGAGAGCAUUCCCUACAACGGAAGUUCUCGUGGGAAUCAUCCUCAUCCUCGAGCGACAUCGUCCAUCCCGCGGUCUUGCAGAGCAUCUCUCCAGAGCCGAUGCCCGGGCAGUUUCCUGGAGCUUCCGAGGUCAGCAGUCUGCCUGACGCGCCUCCAGCGACCCGUGAGGUCGACCACUCCGAUCGUGAGGAUCAGCAACCGCAAUCGCCACCGCAACGAACUCCAGAGAAACCCAGGCUGUCAAUCAUCACCCCGACCUUGCCUGACAACCGCAGUAUCACCUCCGAUCGUCAACUGCCCGAAGUGGUUGAUGCUGAAACGGUGGGAGGCCCCACGCACAUGGAGGAUGAGUAUCAGGCUCCAGCUGAGCCUCCGGUGUCCUUUCCACCACCUCGGACGUCGUCGUCCGGGCCAACUCCAUUGGGAUUCCGCGAGAUCAUGGGCAAGCCGACCUCCGACGAACGGGUGCAGGCAUUCAACGAAACCCGCGAGCAGUUCAGCACCAUCGAUACGGGGCUGAGCCACUGGAUCCAGGUCACCGUGCACGCUCAUCCCGAGCACACGGACGUGGUGGAUCAAAGCUUUAAGCUGACGACGGGCGAACCCAAGCUCGCUGGCUCCCGCGGCAAGUUCCCCAAGCUGCCUUCCCUGGGUACUUUCGCAACGAGCGGUAGUCACCAGGACCCGUCGCCCUCAGGAUCGGGUCACGUCCGGCGACCGUCGGCGCCGCUGGGGGCGAUGAUGAACAAGCAGCAGGUCGAGCAGCGCGGCAAAGACCUGUUGCACACGGCGGGCGUGCUGGGCGGACAGGCCGGAAAGACGGCCAAGAGUCUGUUUGCCAAGGGGCGCAGUAAAUUCAAGGGCGGAGGAGGCGACAAGGUAGAGCCUUAAAAUCUCUUACGGUGGUUGAUGAUCGGUUUCGAGUAUAUACGUGAUGUGUUUUUCCUGUCUCUGCUUCGGUGUUUUUGUCUGAUGUGCUUGGGUUGUUUGUCCUCAUGUUUAUUGAUACCACGACUGUGACUGUGACUGUAAUUGAACAUAUUGUGCAUGUUGUUUCUUUUCCUUUCUUUACUUUCUUUACUUUCUUUACUUUCUUUACUUUCGGAAUGCGACAUGAUUCUCACGGGUCUCUCU
This is a messenger RNA of Aspergillus steynii IBT 23096, 2773 nucleotides long. RefSeq lists its product as uncharacterized. The transcript has 2 exons. Lineage: Eukaryota; Fungi; Ascomycota; Eurotiomycetes; Eurotiales; Aspergillaceae. The record is from RefSeq and is a predicted model, not a curated record. The coding region runs from base 98 to 2530 and encodes 810 amino acids.